AUGACUACCUCAACUGUCCAAUCUGGCACAACCAAGCCCAAGCAGAAGAUCAAGAUAGCCCUCUCAGUCGACUUUGAUGCCAUCUCCGGCUGGCUAGGCACGUCCCAACACCCAGACAACAACAUGGCCGACCUCUCCUCCGGCUACUUCAGCGGCUACGUUGGCGUCCCUCGCCUUCUAAAAGUCUUUUCUCGUCUUGGAAUUUCUGACAAAGUGACUUGGUGCAUCCCCGGCCAUUCUCUCGAGACCUUUCCAGCACAAGCAAAAGCGAUUGUAGAGUCAGGGGCUGAGAUUGCUUUGCAUGGGUACUCUCAUGAGGGAAGUGCGCAGAUGACUGCGAAACAGGAGAGAGAUGUGUUGGUCAAGACUAUGAGUUUGGUCGAGGAACUGACGGGCAAGAAACCUAGGGGUUACAGAGCACCGUUGUAUCAGAUCCAGGAACGGACGGUGAAAUUAUUGCAAGAGCAUGGUUUCCUCUGGGAUUCGAGUCUAGCGCAUCUAGACAGUAUGCCAUACUUCUUGCCCAAGGAAGUGGAUAGACUCAACACGAUCGAAUUCUCUCCUGACAAGGAGGCGAGUAGUUGGAUGAAACCUUCGAAAGACUUUAUGAAGAUGGAGAAGAGCACGUUAGUUGAGAUUCCUUGUAAUUGGUACAUGGAGGACAUGACGCCUAUGCAAUUCUUUCCCAACGUUCCCAACUCUCAAGGCUUUGUCGAUGUUCGCCUGAUUGAGCGCAUGUGGAUGGACCGCUUUGAGUGGUUCAAGAGCGAAGUCGAAGACGGCAGAGAGGACAUGACAAUCUUUGCGCUCGUCCUUCAUCCUGAUACAAGUGGCAUGGCACAUGUGAUUGGGAUGAUCCGGAGAUUCUUGGGCUGGGUAAAGUCGUUUGGUGAUGAAGUCGAGUUCUGUACAUAUGAGCAGAUCGCAACUGAGUUUGCAGGGAAAUGA
Aureobasidium subglaciale EXF-2481 is the source of this 948-nucleotide messenger RNA. RefSeq lists its product as uncharacterized. The transcript is spliced from 2 exons. The record is from RefSeq and is a predicted model, not a curated record. Gene Ontology annotation, molecular function: hydrolase activity, acting on carbon-nitrogen (but not peptide) bonds. Bases 1 to 948 code for a protein of 315 amino acids. Gene Ontology annotation, biological process: carbohydrate metabolic process. Lineage: Eukaryota; Fungi; Ascomycota; Dothideomycetes; Dothideales; Saccotheciaceae.